This is a messenger RNA of Lactuca sativa (garden lettuce), 1122 nucleotides long. NCBI's taxonomy places the organism in Eukaryota, Viridiplantae, Streptophyta, Magnoliopsida, Asterales, Asteraceae. The record is from RefSeq and is a predicted model, not a curated record.
AUGAUACUAGUAGAGGAGUAUUGUCCUAGUGAGGAAAUACAUAUGCUAGAACAAGAAUUGUGGACCCUAACCAUGAAGGAUUCCGAGAUAAAAGCUUAUACCGCUAGAUUUAAUGAUCUUGCAGUAAUGUGUCCAACACUUGUAACCCCUGAAUAUAAGAAGAUUGAGCGAUAUAUCUGGGAGAUCCAAAGAUCAGUAGUGGUCUCAAAGGCUGAGUCUCCCAAAUCUGGAACAAACAAGCGCAAGUUUAAUGGGAAGAAUCCCAGACAAUCAUCUGAGAAAAGACAAGAAGUGGCAACCAAUUAUGCAGCCAUGACUAAAGUACCCACACAACCAAAGUCUUCAUGGUGUAAUCGGUGCAACCGUCAUCACCCAGGUCAUUUUGUGUGCACGAAUUGCAAGAGGAAGGGGCAUACUGCUAGUUACUGCAGGAGCACAACACCUGCAACAGUCAAUCAGCAAACAAAUACUAGAACAGGCCAUGGUGAAGGAAGAAAGUGUUAUGAGUGUGGAGAGGUUGGACACAUCAAGAGAGAAUGUCCAAAGUUAAAGAGUCAAGGAGGCAUAGGGCGUGGCAAGGAAUUUGUGAUCGGAAGUAGAGAGGCUAUCCAAGACCCUUCGAUUGUAUUUGGUACGUUGCUCAUAGAUAAUUUAUAUGCUACCAUACUCUUCGAAUCCGUAGCGAACAGAAGUUUUAUAACUCCGACGUUUAGAAAAUUGUUAAGUCAUGAGUCUAGCAAAUUAAAAGAAAUCUAUGAAGUAGAAAUCGCUAAUGGCCAAACCGAGAGAACACUUGAAAUCCUAGAAAACUAUCUGUUAACUCUUAAGAAUUUCCUUUUUCACGUCAACUUCAUGCCAAUGCCUAUCGGUAGUUUUGAUGUUAUAAUUGGCAUGGAUUGGUUAUCUACACACCACGCCGCAAUUCUAUGUUAUGAGAAAGUCGUACGACUACCCUUACCAAACGGCAAAGCCCUGAUUAUCUAUGGUGAUAAAUCUGGGAAGAACCUCAAAUUCAUUUCUUGUACCAAGACCCAUAAAUAUCUACAUAAGAAAUGUAGCGCAUUCUUAGCCCACAUUGUAGAUAAGAAGAGAAAGACAAAAGAAAUCAAGGACACACCUUAA